ACUGGUGCACAUUGCACAUUGCUAUUUUUUUAUAGCCUGUAUUGUGAAUACUUUUGAUGGACGGCGUGGAGCAAAAGGACACAGAAGCAAAUGCGCCUUCAGUUAUCGAUCGAUAUUACACACGCUGGUAUAGAGCCGAUAUGAAGGGGAAACCGUGUGAGGACCACUGUAUACUGCAGCAUUCAAACAGAUUAUGUGUCAUCACUUUAGCAGAGACUCACCCGGUUCUUCAGAAAGGGCGAACAAUCAAAAACAUCAAUUACCAGAUCAGUAAUGCAUGCAGUCGGCUAAACAACAAAGUAUCGGGGAAGUCCAAGCGGGGGGGUCAGUUCCUUACUGAUUUUGCACCUCUGUGUAGGAUAACAUGCACAGAUGAAACUGAGUACACAAUCUACAGCUGCAUCAGGGGUCGUCUUCUUGAGGUCAAUGAGAGUAUUUUAGAAAGACCUGCUCUUUUGCUGGAAAAGCCAUCCACAGAAGGAUACAUUGCUGUCAUCCUGCCGAAGUUUGAGGAGAGCAAGAGCAUAACGGAGAACCUGUUGACCAGAGAACAGUUUGAGAGUGUCGUAUCCAAGCGGAGUGUUGCCCAAUCACAAACCUCUUGACAGAGCUCAUUGUUCUCGCCUUAUACCAGUCAGAACUGUUCUGGGAAAGUUUCUCCCUCUACCGCUUCCACCUGGUUCGGUGAUGAGUGAUGCACUCUCCCGGAAAGCAAAAUUUACAUGGGUUCACUUCAGAGGGUCUGUUGUGUAUAAUGCAAGCAAUGCACUUUGCUUUUAUACAUUGAACACAUUUUCAGGAAGAACUUGGCUUCCAAGUGCUUUAUUUAUUGUUUUGUUUUUUCUAAUUUGAUAAUAAAAAUUAAAACAGAGCAUAACAUGAAUUCUGUUGUUAAAAACCCCAAAUAAUCUGUAGUUACGAUUAUUUUUCUAAAAUGUCAAUAAAGAAAACCA
Messenger RNA from Scomber scombrus (Atlantic mackerel), 953 nucleotides. RefSeq names its product actin binding transcription modulator (gene abitram). Gene Ontology annotation, biological process: regulation of filopodium assembly; dendrite morphogenesis; regulation of actin filament polymerization. The transcript is spliced from 6 exons. NCBI's taxonomy places the organism in Eukaryota, Metazoa, Chordata, Actinopteri, Scombriformes, Scombridae. The record is from RefSeq and is a predicted model, not a curated record. Bases 57 to 605 code for a protein of 182 amino acids. Gene Ontology annotation, molecular function: actin monomer binding; actin filament binding. Gene Ontology annotation, cellular component: dendrite; lamellipodium; filopodium tip.